AAGCAUUCCGAAGCAGGUGUCAAUAAGAAGCUCCUUUUCCUGACAGUUUCAGACGACAGAUGUGAGUUCAUUUUCUUUAACACAUCUUGAUGUCCUCUGAUAUCAGCAAGCAUUCGUAUAUGUCAUUUAACAUCAUUUCGCGUCCGUCAGUUGGGCUGACAACAACAACACCAUGUGUUGAAUAUACCAUACUACAACAACAACAACGUCCCCGGUAGCUGUCAACCACGUGAAAUGAAUGUUUUGUGUCAGAAGUAUUGAUUUUUUAAAAAGUGUCAGUAACGUAAUUUCUUUGCCAUUGUUAUUGCCUUACACUGACGUAGAAAUGCUUUACAGCAACAAAUAUUUGCAAAGCCUGGAACAAAAGGAUCUGUCAAACUUACCCAUUGUGUGUAACAGAUGCUCACAUUAAAUCACACCAUUCCACCUACAGAUUAAUCAUUCAGGGUUUGAAUACAGAUGUCCAUUCUUUUCUGUUCUUUCAUUUUCUUUUAGCUCUUGAACACUUACACCGUAACUGCUAGCCCUUGGUCCCCUUAUUUCUUUUGGUAAUGUUGACCACAAAACACACACACGUCUGCCUCAAAAAAUGGGCAGUCACUUCCCCAGGUUGUGUCAUAUCAGAAAAUGACAUUAAUGCAGCUCACAUGAGGAUGCUACAUGUGAAAUGAAUCCAAGCUAAUGAAAGCGCUGGAGGGAGUAGACUGAGAGUUCAUAAAUCGUUGUCAUAAACAAAAACAGAUUAUCCUCUAUACAUCUUGUAGAUUAUUCUUAGCUUGUAGACAAAUAUAUUUUCUGACAUAUCACCCAUAUUACCUCAUGCUAUAAUAUAAUCAUGUGAUGCUUAGCUGUGUCCUGUAAAAAGCUGUCAUCUUUCAAGCCAAAUUGACAUAAAAAAAUAAAUAAAUUUUUUUUAUUUUUAUCGUAAUAUAAUAAUUAUCUAAAACAUUGCUCUGUAGACAAAUUGAACUUACACAUGGUGAACUAUAUGGUGAAAAUCUGUUAUGUAAAUGUUAUCCCCUGAUGGUUUGAACAAAACAAAAUCGAGAAAUUAAGUCCUGCCAAAUAAAUGAUGUUACACUUUAUGUAGAUAUCCAAUGGGGCAGUUGAGGAAAUGUUUCAUUCAAUAUAAUGGAUGUUGUACCAUGUAUGUUAGCUGUGAAUGCAUUGAAAAAUUUUUGUAAGGACGUGGUUUUACAUGCACUUGGGAUAUACAGAGCAGCUUGCUGAGCUGGUAAAGUGUUUAAUUAUCUACAAAAGGACUGGUGUUAUAGAAAAGACAGACCUGUCAUAAGGUAAGUGAUGUUUUUUUUUUCCAUUAACAUAUGUUUAUGUAAAUAAAAAGUACAGUAAUUCACCUAUAAUUUCCUAGGAAAUUUUUUCCAACUAAUUGACACGCUAUACAGACUUGCUAACUGGUACAAAGUGAUGAUUACAUACAGUAGUUUUGGGAUUUACAUUAUAUACCAGUACACAUAUUUUUCAUCUGUUGCCAGGUGAUACUUGUGUGUAUUAUUAAUAUUUUGUAUACAGAUAUACCUGCAUGUAUAUAGACAUUAACCAGGAAUGAUUGAUUCAAUACAUAAAAUCAGGUAUGAAGUAGUACAAAUCUAGAAAUGUUAUCUUUGUUGUGUUAUACAUGUAUUAAAGUGUUGUAUGUUGUUUGAUAAAAGUCUUGUAAAAUUGAUUCAUCAUUCAAAAUUUUUCUUACUCUUGUUUCUCUGCUUUUUGUUCUUUUCUUUGAUAAGCUUAUAUCAAGCUUGAUAAGCUUGAAUGAGUAUGGAGAAAACAUGAUUUGACCAGAUAACAGUUUUGAGGCAGGGGUAGAAACAGCGUGAACUGCUGGCGGUUGUCUGGAAGGCUGUAGGGGUGUGUGGGAUAGAUGCUGUGCUAUGGACAUAAUAGUCAGCCAGCCUGUUACGUAACCAGGACAUCGCGGUGUCCGACUGUCCCCAUCCAAACACUUUUACCCCUAGGCGGAAUAUUUAAGGAAUUCCGAAGAGACACUCUAAUAAGAAAGAUUGUGUGCACACAUUUAAGUUUUAAUCAUGGGAAACAAAAGUUCUAAAAAACUGUCCAAGGAUGAUAUCAGAUUCUUGGUAGAAAACACAAAUUUCUCCAAAAAUGAAAUCAAGCAGUGGUAUGUCGGUUUUAUGCGGGACUGCCCCGAUGGACAGCUGACCAAGAAGAAGUUUGUCGAAGUUUACUCAGAAAUAUUUCCCUCUGGGGACCCGAACAAAUUCUGCAAUCAUGUGUUCCGAUCGUUUGAUCACGAUGGCAGUGGGAAGAUUGAUUUCAAGGAGUUUCUUAUGGCCAUUAAUAUCACAUCAGCAGGAAACGCCCGUCAGAAGCUAGAUUGGGCGUUCAAAAUGUAUGACAUUGAUGGGAACGGCACGAUAGACCGUAGUGAGAUGAUGGAAAUUAUUGGGUCAAUUUAUCAUAUGUUGUCGGAGGGCCAGCAGACCGAAGAACUGGAUACGCCAGAGGCACGGACAGAGAAGAUUUUUGAGAAGAUGGACGUUAAUAAGGACAACGUUCUGACCAAGGAUGAAUUUAUCAACGGGUGUCUGAAUGACGAAUGUUUGUACCAAAUGUUGACAGCUGAACAAAACUGGCAGGAAAACGAAUAGUAAUUUGGAUCUCCUGAUAAGACUGAGAAAUAGUGAAACUCCUGCAACUCAAGAAUUGUGAACAUUAACAUUGGCAGAAAAGGAACAAAAUAUGAAAAAUUAUUAUUGUUAUGGAGGGGAUGAAAUUCUUUUUUUUUCUUUUUUCUGGACCAAGUUUUGCACUGAGAUUUUUUCUUUGCCAGCCAUGCUUAUAAACAUGUUAGAAAAUCUCUCUGGCCAGUUGAAUUUAUUCAAGUCGUUGCAUUUGUGUUUUAUAAAUCAUCUCAUUUUUAUUGUUAUGUUUCUGUUGCAUUUUGAAGUUCCUCAGCAAAGCACUCCAGGCUCACUAAGGUGGUGGCUUUGGAUAUUGAACUAUUAAGGCUCAUAACUUUUCUUUAAGUUUGUCAUUUAUCAUAUUCAGAAAACAAGCAAUUCCUGUUUACAAUGAAUACAAAUGUACAUAAUGAAAAAAACAGAUAUUUGGUAUGAAAAAGCAAUUGUUUCACCUGUCCUGUUGUUUAAAUGAUUGUUAACAAUCUUGGAUAAGUUGGUUAUAUACAGUUUUGUUAAAAUUUGCAAAUGAAGGUUUAUUGUGUGUAAAGUCUCUGGCUUUGCGUAAAUGUGCGUUUUUUUUUAGGCCCUUAAUUGUGAAUAAGAGUUUCAAAUAUAUGUAUACAAUAUUAUAUGUUUAUACUUUAAAAUUCAAACGUUAUUGGUUUAGAAUAGUUUUGAGUACAUGGCCUCUGUUGAGUAAAAAUACGUUCAGAUGUGUGCUAAGCAUUUCUGUGACACAAAUAUUAUUUCUUGUAAAAGGGAAGUAGAACAAAGCUGCUCCUGUGCAAAACGGCGGUGUUCAUGAGAUCACAUGUUCACACAAUUUAUGACCUUGUGACUGUAUAUGUAUUUUGAACUGACACACUAUUGUACUAAACACAAUGGAUAUUUGUCAAUUUCGACCAUUUCCAUCUGGAUUGUGGGCCUCAAUUUCAAUAAACGCCACGUUUGGAAAUACAAGUCA
This is a messenger RNA of Liolophura sinensis, 3627 nucleotides long. Its product is annotated as neuronal calcium sensor 2-like. NCBI's taxonomy places the organism in Eukaryota, Metazoa, Mollusca, Polyplacophora, Chitonida, Chitonidae. The record is from RefSeq and is a predicted model, not a curated record. Gene Ontology annotation, molecular function: calcium ion binding. The coding region runs from base 2049 to 2630 and encodes 193 amino acids. The transcript is spliced from 5 exons.